CUACCAGUUGGUGAUUCCUCAAGAAACGUAACUGCCUUAGGAACCUCCCUCCUAAGAGAAAUAAAUUCAAAUGCGGCUGUUAUUCCCAAAGAUACUCAACAGUAUCAACAGUCGGGUCUUGGGUACUAGACGUAUUCUACUACGACACCCGUUCUGCUAUUCUGGCAAGCCGUGCGCGCACAACCACAACUACAAUCACAACUAUAACCAUAUAUCUACCAUGUCGGAUUACGAUUCUGGAGAUGACCUAUUGGGUGACAUAGAUGCGAACAACUUGAUUACGGGAGUCAAGCGCGAGCGUUCUCCCGAUGACGAACAGAAUCAUCAAGCUCGACUAACGAAACAACACAAAGUACAAGAUACAGAACGUAAUGGCAUAAGAUUCCUCGGAGAUACUGCCAGGGCGAUCCUAAAGGAAAAGUUCGGUCAUGAAGACUUCCGCCACGAACAGUUCUCUGCUAUUAUAUCCAUUUUACAAGAAGAGAAUGUGCUCGUCGUCUUUCCUACGGGUGCCGGUAAAUCGCUCUGUUAUCAAAUACCCGCAGUUGCCUUUGAAAAGAUAGAUGCUAUGGAUAGUAAAAAGGCUCGCACCGAUCCAGGCAUAACUAUCGUUGUUUCUCCUCUGAUUGCUCUCAUGAAGGAUCAAGUAGACGCCCUACUGCGUAAAGGUGUCGCUGCUGCUUGUCUGGACUCUACCAAAACUUAUGAACAGCAGAAACAGAUAAUGGCAGGUAUCAGAGAGGGCCAGCUGAAACUGCUUUACUGCGCGCCCGAGAGACUCAAUAACGAGGGCUUCGUUGAAAGCAUGAAGCAUGUUCCUGGAGGUAUUCGGCUGGUCGCCGUCGACGAGGCUCAUUGUAUUUCAGAAUGGGGACACUCUUUUCGUCCGGACUAUCUCAAGGUGGCUCGUUUUGUCCAAGAGGUCAACGCCGAAAGGGUCAUCUGCCUCACAGCUACAGCUACACCUCGUGUCGUUGAUGAUGUAGCAAGGGCAUUCGACAUCAAGAAAUCCAAUGUAUUUCGCACUUCUCCCUACAGACCUAAUCUACACUUACUAGCCGAAUACACGGGAACGAAGCAGGAGAAGUACCUAAAGAUGUUCCAUUUCUUGCGAGAACAUCCCGGGCCUACUCUUGUCUAUGUAACUCUCCAGAAGCAAGCUGAACUGCUUGCGGAUGACCUAACCAAUCAAGGUUUUAACGCAGUUGCAUUUCAUGCUGGCCUCAAGGCAGAAACAAAGGCGCAAAUCCAAGACGCCUUUAUGGCUGAUAGUAUAACCAUAGUUGUCGCUACAAUUGCCUUCGGCAUGGGCAUUGACAAGGCUAACAUACGAAAUGUUAUUCAUUUCGAUCUAUCCAGCACGGUAGAGGAAUAUUCCCAGCAGAUUGGGCGUGCGGGAAGAGAUGGCAAAACAAGUCAUUGUAUGUUUUACAUCUGUCCCUACGACUUUUACAUAAGAGAGAACUUUGCUCGAGGCGACUUACCAUCACGCCAAUCACUACGUCGGUUGCUAGAAGACAUAUUCCACCGAGAGGUUGAUCGCACGCAGGAGGGCGAUAUUAUCAAACUCAAUCAGACAGCCUUAGGUAGAGAUUACGACAUCCGAGCGAGUCCCCUGGCCAUCUUGCUAGCGACACUGGAGCUUCGGUUUGGCCUGGUCAGGUCAGUUACUCCAGAAUAUACAUCGUACAAGUUCGAGGCAAUGCAGAAUUAUCAUCACACUGCUAAAGGAGACUCUUCUCCCGAGGGUAGAGCCAUCUACAAGCACGCCAUAAAGGCUAAGUUCGGUAAGCUAUACGAUGUCAAUAUAGCUGAUGUCGUAAAGUCAACUGGACUACUCCGGACCGACGUAGUAAGGAAGCUCGAGGAGUACAACGACAGUGGAAUCAUUAUGCUCAAAAAGAGCGGUAUUGAGAACAAGCUUAGAGUUCUUAAGACCCUUCCUCGCACCCCACAAGAAAUCAAAGCCAUCACCGACAAGCUCUAUGUCGAUAUGGAAACUCGAGAGGAGGAUGCGUUGCAGCGAACACAGCAAGUAGCUGAUCUAAUCGCAGGCGACAGAUGCUUCGCUCUAGCUCUAGCUGAGCAUUUUGGAAUGGGAUUACCUGGCGGGAAAACCAGAUGCGGACAUUGCUCUCACUGCCUAACAGGGAGACGCAUCAUAUUGCCUCCGAAGCCAACCCCGGCUGUUGACACUGCUGGCAUUCAAAAGAUUCUUGAUGACUGCCAUGUACGGGACGAUCCGAGAUUUUUAGCGCGCGUGGCUUUCGGGAUCAAAAGCCCCCGCGUCAUGCAGCUUAAACUUCACCAGAAAAGCAUAUUUAUGUCGCUGGCAGACCAUGAUUUCAAGUCCUUAUUAAGAGAGUUCACUCAAGCAUGUGAGUUGGCAGGAUUUAAGUCAGCAGACAGUUGAAGUCUGUGAUGUCCGUUUUCUUGUGAAAGAAAAGAAAAGAAAAGAAAAAAGGUCAGGGCGUCAGGGCGCAUAGGAUACAGGCCGGCCAGGUCUCACUCGUUGAUGUAGAUUUUUUUUUCUCAUCGGGGACCAGAUGAUGGAUCUAGAGACGAGGCUCUAGGGAAAACGUCAAAAAGUACCUCUUCAUAGUCUGCAUUGCAGGGGUUCACUUGCUAUAUGUAACGAAAUAGGCAAUCCAUGUCAAAUAGGUCGGUUUGCAUCAAGACCAUAUCAAGAUCAUGUUCCUUUAUUGUGAGUACACGCGUAUGAUCCUUUAUCUGAUACCGGUACCAUCAAGCCAGCCAAUCAAACAGACAUCAUUGGCCGUAUAAGGAAUCCUACAUAGUGUUACCUCCAACGCGAGUACCCGUUGUGGAUAAACCCAAGAUAAUGUCACGUCGACCGGGAUAUCCGACUCCGUUGCAUAUCAUGGCAAGCACUUUGACACUAGGAUCUUAGUU
Daldinia decipiens is the source of this 2913-nucleotide messenger RNA. RefSeq names its product ATP-dependent DNA helicase. Gene Ontology annotation, cellular component: nucleus; chromosome; cytoplasm. The record is from RefSeq and is a predicted model, not a curated record. Gene Ontology annotation, molecular function: four-way junction helicase activity; 3'-5' DNA helicase activity; nucleic acid binding. The coding region runs from base 71 to 2413 and encodes 780 amino acids. The transcript has 3 exons. Gene Ontology annotation, biological process: double-strand break repair via homologous recombination. Lineage: Eukaryota; Fungi; Ascomycota; Sordariomycetes; Xylariales; Hypoxylaceae.